This is a messenger RNA of Brassica napus (rape), 1899 nucleotides long. RefSeq names its product binding partner of ACD11 1. The transcript is spliced from 5 exons. Bases 156 to 893 code for a protein of 245 amino acids. NCBI's taxonomy places the organism in Eukaryota, Viridiplantae, Streptophyta, Magnoliopsida, Brassicales, Brassicaceae. Gene Ontology annotation, molecular function: RNA binding. The record is from RefSeq and is a predicted model, not a curated record.
CCCAUUAAGAUCUCUCGAACAUUUCAAACCGCGUUCACACUUUUAGUCCCUCCCAUCAUCAAUCAGUUAGCUCAUCACUAUCGUCACUCUCUCUCUUUCAAGCUUCUCUGCGUGCGAGUUGGUCAAACAACAGUUGCAGGAUAGUGAAGAAGGAGAUGGAUCAUCAAAAUGGAUACGGUGUGGAAGUUACUGGUUUAUCACCAGCUGUCACUGAGAAAGAUCUCGUGGAAUUCUUCUCCUUCUCUGGUGCAAUUGAACAUAUUGAUAUUGUCAAGUCUGGUGAGCAAGCGUGCACUGCUUAUGUGAUGUUCAAGGAUUCUUAUUCUCAAGAAACUGCUGUUUUACUCACUGGAGCAACGAUAUUGGAUCAGCGCGUUUGCAUCACUCGUUGGGGACAGCAUCACCAGGAGUUCGACUUCUGGAACGCGACUCCGCGGAGCUUUGAAGAUGAAGCUAACUCACAUCCUCCUCAUCCUCAACGAGGUGAGUUCAACGCCGGAGAAGCAGUGACAAAAGCUCAAGAAGUGGUGAAAACAAUGCUGGCCACUGGCUUCGUGUUAGGCAAAGACGCUUUAACCAAAGCCAAAGCCUUUGACGAAUCCCACGGUGUAUCAGCUGCGGCAGCUGCUAGGGUAUCUCAACUAGACCAGAGGUUCGGUCUCGCUGACAAAAUCUUCGCUGGGGUUGAAGCUGUCAGAUUGACCGACCAGAAGUACCAUGUUUCAGACAAAGCCAAAUCAGCCGUCUCUGCCACGGGAAGAACCGCUGCUGCAGCUGCAAGUAGCGUUGUCAAUAGCAGUUACUUCUCCAGCGGAGCUCUUUGGCUGUCCGGUGCGUUGGAGCGGGCGGCUAAGGCUGCGUCUGAUCUCGGUAGCCGCGGACCAAGGCAGUGAAUAGACCCGACGAACUGAUCAGAACCGUAUUCAUCUGUGAAUAUGCAUGUGAUGCAAAGGUGAUAAUGAAUAAACUUACUGGCUUGAUUAUAAACUGUGUAUCAAAACGAAUACUAUAGACAAAGACGUGCCACGUGGACUCAUACGGAUGGAUUAUGUCUUUCGAUAGAGCUUUGGCCACGUGGCGCAAUAUGUACCAAUGAUAGGAUGCAAAAAACACAGAACUUAUCCUCUCUCUCGCUCACUCCACUCGAACAAGAAGGCUUUUAUCAUGGCUGCUUCCUCAAUUCCGCCGUCAACCAUCAUCGUUCGCAAAUCGCUCCUCCUCUCCACCACCACUUUCUCCUUCCCCGCUUCUUCCUUGUUUCCCUCCAUCAAAUUACCUCAAAAACACACUCACAGAAGACUUCUCCUAGCUUCCUCCUCCUCCGCCGCCGUUCCUUCCGACUCCAAACCGGCAGCGAAGAAAGAAACUGUCUAUUUCGACGGCGGAGCACACUACGGGGAUCUACUGGCCAACCUCGUCUUAGGCCUAACCAUCCUCUGGCUCCCACUAACGCUAGCAGCCGUGUCUCGAGCGUUUAACCUCCGUUACAGGUUCACCAACCUCCGCGUGACGGUGAUAUCGGGGCUCACCGGGGAAGACCGGAGCGACUUCUCGUACAAGGUGAUCAAGGACGUCCAGGUUGUGCCGAGGUUCAUAGGAGAAUGGGGUGACAUCAUCAUCACGCUGAGAGACGGGACGAAGGUGGAUCUGAGAAGCGUUCCUAAGUUCAGAGAGAUCGCUAAGUACUGCUUAUCCAUGGCUGAUCAACCUGCCGUUGUCAAAGAAUCUGGUGCUAAAGGCUUCUGAAAAAUGUUUGGCAAAAUGAUAAAGUUUUAAAUCUUUUGUGAUUUGAUUGUUCAGUAGAAUUCGAGCCGUUUUCAUGUUCUCUGUAUCUUUCUAUCAUAGUUAUCUCUAUGUGGGAGAACUACGUGUUUACGAUAUAAGCGCGCUUUUACUUUA